Andrographis paniculata is the source of this 2031-nucleotide messenger RNA. RefSeq lists its product as uncharacterized. NCBI's taxonomy places the organism in Eukaryota, Viridiplantae, Streptophyta, Magnoliopsida, Lamiales, Acanthaceae. The record is from RefSeq and is a predicted model, not a curated record. The transcript is spliced from 7 exons. The coding region runs from base 250 to 1689 and encodes 479 amino acids. Gene Ontology annotation, molecular function: protein binding; ATP hydrolysis activity; ATP binding.
CGGGCCGCGGUGGCCAAAACGCGCUGUCCGAUUGCAAGCUGGCAUUUGCCUGUGCAAUGGGAUUUCUUGCGACCACAGACACCUACACCCGCGUGCGUAAUUUCCAUCGCGCCCGCACACAUACAUGCCAUCUGAAAUCUUUCCCCGAAUCUCUCCCUGAAUCUCUCCCUUCCUUUCCCUCUCUCAUAUCUGUGAUUUAGAGACGAAACGUCGACCAGAUUUGAUUCCAUUCCGAAUACCACAGUAGAAAUGCAGAGGGCCAAGGAUCAACGGCCAAGAUCGUCUAGGCCAACCACAAUCCAUGGCUUCGCGCAGUCCGGAGAUCUCAACGCCUUCCAGAAGUUGCUUCGCGGGAAUCCUGCUCUUCUCAACGAGAGUAACCCCGUUAUGGCACAAACACCCCUCCAUGUUUCUGCUGGUUACAAUAGCAUUGAGAUUGUAAAAUUUCUUCUUGAUUGGCAAGGACCUGAGAAACUGGAACUGGAGGCGAAGAACAUGUAUGGAGAAACUCCACUGCACAUGGCAGCAAAGAAUGGGUGUAAUGAAACAGCAAAGUUACUUCUUGCCCGUGGUGCUUUUAUUGAAGCCAAAGCAAAUAAUGGAAUGACUCCCUUGCACCUUGCUGUUUGGCAUUCUCUUCGAUCUGAAGAUUGCUCAACUGUCAGUACAUUGCUAGAGUACAAUGCCGAUUGCAGCACCGAAGACAAUGAGGGCAUGACUCCUGUAGAUCAUCUCUCCCCCGGCCCAGGUAGUGAGAAAUUACGGGAUCUCCUCCUGCGGCAUCUUGAAGAGCAGAGAAAACGGAAAGCCCUUGAAGCAUGCAGUGAGACAAAAGCAAAGAUGGAUGCGCUCGAGAACAAACUGUCUAACAUAGUGGGCUUGCAUUUACUCAAAACACAACUUCGGAAAUGGGCAAAGGGAAUGCUCUUGGAUGAGAGGCGCCGCUCCCUUGGUCUUAAAGUUGGAGCUAGAAGGCCACCUCAUAUGGCUUUCCUCGGAAAUCCUGGAACAGGUAAAACUAUGGUGGCUCGAGUCCUUGGGGAACUACUCCAUAUGGUGGGCAUACUUCCAACAGAUCGGGUAACAGAAGUGCAAAGAACCGAUUUGGUUGGUGAGUUUGUUGGCCAUACAGGGCCAAAGACAAGAAGAAAGAUCCAAGAAGCCGAAGGAGGCAUUCUGUUUGUAGACGAAGCCUAUCGAUUGAUACCAAUGCAGAAAUCGGAUGACAAGGAUUACGGAAUAGAAGCAUUGGAGGAGAUCAUGUCGGUGAUGGACAGUGGAAAAAUUGUUGUAAUAUUUGCUGGCUAUAGCGAACCAAUGAAGCGCGUGAUAUCUUCCAAUGAGGGCUUCUGCAGACGAGUGACCAAGUUCUUCCACUUUGAUGACUUCACCUCAGAAGAUCUUUCCAAGAUUCUCCAUCUCAAAAUGUGCAACCAGGCAGAGUCCAGUUUGCUGUAUGGAUUUAAGCUACACCCAUCGUGCAGCGUACAGGCUGUUGCAGCGCUCAUUGAACAAGAAACCACCCUGGAACAACGCAAGGAGAUGAAUGGAGGUUUAAUCGAUCCAAUGCUGGUGAAUGCCCGGGAAAUUUUGGAUAUGAGGAUCAGUUUUGAAUGCAUGGAUGCAGAUUCUUUGCUCACAAUCACCUUGGAGGACUUGGAAGCAGGUCUUCAGACCUUGACACAUUGAAACCCUGCGAAAAUUCGAAAAGCCGAAAGCUGGAGAAACAAGGGAAGAGAAAACAAGAUUAUCAUCAGGUAGGAAUUCAUUAUUUGCUCUGCAUUCUUUUACCUCAAGAAGAUUCAAUUUGAGUUAUUGUUUGCCAGACGUUACACACAGAUGGCACAAAAAAAUGCCCUGUUCUUCUUUUGCUCUGAAUUCAUUCUUUCAUAGUACUAUUGUAUUAUCUAUCUGGUUUAUGUAUGUAAUUGAGCUAUGAACUGCAGGAGGGCUUGUCGAAUAUCCGCACAGCAGAUUGUAUUCUAUCUGACGUUAUCUGUACUGUAAUGAAAUUUAAUUAUUUUUUUGCUA